Molecule: messenger RNA, 945 nt
Organism: Adineta steineri
Lineage: Eukaryota; Metazoa; Rotifera; Eurotatoria; Adinetida; Adinetidae
Source: the annotation of a GenBank genome assembly
AUGCCAACUCAAUCUCAAAUAAAACAAGAAGAAGAUCAAACAAAAAAGAAUAAAUAUCAACAAUUUGGAAUUACUGUUGCUGGAGGAAAUGGAAAUAGAAAUGGACAGGAAUUAAAUCAACUCUCUAGUCCUUAUGGGAUGUUUAUUGAUAAUGAUAAAUCAAUUUAUAUUGCUGAUUGUUGGAAUAAUCGUAUUGUUAAAUGGGAAUUGAAUUCAAAUACUGGUCAAAUCAUUGCAGGCGAAAAUGGAAAAGAAAAUCAAAAUAAUCAAUUGGAUGGUCCAACAAAUAUAAUUUUUGAUAAAAAAAACAAUUGUUUUAUUAUUUCGGAAUUUUUUAACCAACGAGUAAUUCGAUAUUUUUAUAAAAAUCAAACAAAUCAACAAAUUACUAAUCGAAAUACUUAUCCUUUUGGUCUCGCAAUCGAUGAAAAUGGAUUUAUUUAUAUUGCUGAUAUUCACAAUCAUGAAGUAAGACGAUGGAAACAAGGAGAUGAAAUAGGUGAAUUAGUUGCAGGUGGAAAUGGUCAAGGAAAUCAUCUUAAUCAACUUAAUAAACCUACUUUUAUUUUUAUUGAUGAAUAUCAUUCCCUCUAUAUAUCAGAUUGGAACAAUCAUCGUGUGAUGAAAUGGAAAAAAGAUGCAAAAGAAGGAAUGAUUGUGGCUGGAGGAAAUGGUCAAGGAAAUAGUCUCAAACAACUAAAUCAUCCUGAAGGGGUGAUUGUUGAUCAUAUGGGUCAAAUCUAUGUGGCAGAUCGUUAUAAUCAUCGAGUAAUGCGUUGGUGUGAAGGAGAAGAAGAAGGUGAAGUUAUUGUCGGUGGAAAUGGUUAUGGAAAUCAAUCAAAUCAAUUGAAUUAUCCCAUGGGUUUAUCAUUCGAUAGUGAAGAAAAUCUUUAUGUUGCUGAUUCGGAAAAUGAUCGAAUUCAAAAAUUUAAAAUAAUUUUGUGA